This is a messenger RNA of Emiliania huxleyi CCMP1516, 369 nucleotides long. RefSeq lists its product as hypothetical. The coding region runs from base 1 to 369 and encodes 122 amino acids. The record is from RefSeq and is a predicted model, not a curated record. NCBI's taxonomy places the organism in Eukaryota, Haptophyta, Isochrysidales, Noelaerhabdaceae. The transcript has 3 exons.
AUGCCGCCGCGCAAGAAGGCCGGCGCCUCGUCGCAGUUUGAUGCCUCGGAGGUCAUGCAGCCCGUCCAGGCUCUGCGAGGCCGCAUGGAUGCCGCCGGCUCGUCUCGCAAGCGCACGCUCGAGGAGGUCGGCGUGUCGGGCGUGUCGAAAGAGGUGCAGCACAUGGGUGCGGAGGACGUCUCGGCGGAGAUCGAGGCACUCUGCAUGCGCGCGGUCGCCUCCAUCAUGCGCGGCGACGGCUUCUCCUACAUGAUGCCCUCUCGCGUCGCAUCCAACCAGAUGUACGUCAAGGAGCUCGACCGGGUGGUCCUCAAGGAGAAGAUGCUCGAGCGCGUCUUCUCCAACGCCUCGCGAUCACCACCCGGCUGA